Messenger RNA from Eremomyces bilateralis CBS 781.70, 1237 nucleotides. Its product is annotated as Co-chaperone Hsc20. Gene Ontology annotation, biological process: [2Fe-2S] cluster assembly; protein complex oligomerization. Lineage: Eukaryota; Fungi; Ascomycota; Dothideomycetes; Eremomycetales; Eremomycetaceae. Gene Ontology annotation, molecular function: ATPase activator activity; protein-folding chaperone binding. The record is from RefSeq and is a predicted model, not a curated record. Gene Ontology annotation, cellular component: mitochondrion. The transcript has a single exon. The coding region runs from base 381 to 1169 and encodes 262 amino acids.
CAUAGAUUAAAGAAUAUCGCAUAGGAUCGAAUACAUCGGAACCCUGAGAAGUGAUUCACACUCCGAGAACCAGGGAAACUUCCCGUGAUGUUGUCCCGGGUUGAGACUCGACCAGGGUUCAUGAAGAACGAUAUCUGUCGGCCACUAAUUGUCCGCCAGGACUUCUGCUCCAUUCAUCAUCAAUCGCAAUCUAUUCGACCAGUCACUAUAUGUGAAUAUUUGCAAGAUUUUCCAUUUUCCCGUCUUAAGCGAUCUAGGUAGCGUCGUUGUGGACUAUAGCAAUUUGGCCAAGUUGCCUGUGCGCUGCAUUGUUCCUGGGUCUUCAAACUUAAUAACGCCCGUUAUUAUCACAAGCAAAGUCAUUAAAGCAGAAAGUCACGAUGCGGAUUGUAUUAUCGGAAACUCUACGAACCCUACGACAUCUCGUAUCCGUCGACAUUAUUUCCUCGAGGUCCUACAAGCCAACACAUUCGCCCCCUUCGCGUAUUGCAUGCUCUGCAUGUCGCCGCGGCCCUCGCAAUCCGCAGCGCUACAGACUGUUGUCUACCACCACCCGGCUUUCUAGCGAACCCCCGAAAGCUCACAGAGCCACCGAACGGCCAAUCCCCCAGUCCAAACCCAACAGGCCGUCUACAUACUACGAGCUCUUCCCUCAGACCCUCUCCGCCGGCCCGCCACCCGCCGGUCCCUUCCUCAUCGACGUCCGCGCACUUCGCGCGGAGUUUCUCCGUCUACAGUCGAUCGCACACCCGGAUCUCGCGCCUCCAGCGCGCAAGAGGGAGGCGGAAGCGGCAUCGUCGUAUAUCAACGAGGCGUACAAAACGCUGCGAGAACCCCUCGCGCGGGCGCAGUAUUUGUUGCGGCUGCGGGGUAUCACAUCGCAUGAGGAUGAGAGCUCCAAGUUGGAUGAGAAUGAUCAGGAAUUGCUGAUGGAGGUGCUGGAGGCUAGGGAGGAGGUGGAAGAAGCGGAGACCGAGGACGUCGUGUGGAAGCUGCGGGAGGUGAAUGAGAAACGGGUGGAGGACUGUGUGAGGACCUUGGAGGAGCUGUUUGCAAAGGAUAAUUUGGAUGAGGCGAAGAAGGAGACGGUGAAAUUGCGGUUUUGGAUGAAUAUCAGGGAGAGCUUGGAUAAUUGGGAGAAGGGGAAGCCGGUGGUGUUGCAGCAUUAAGCACCAGGAGCCCCCAUUUUAUGACUGAUAAUGUAAUAAUAGCUUCCCAAUCCACUCCAUAAAUUUGG